AUGGCAGGUUCAAACGCACGAAAGGUGUCAACGCCAUCCAAGGCACCUCCCUCUUCCAAACGAAAUUCGAGCAUUUUGAGCUUUUUUCAAAAAAGCGAUACUCCACAAGGAGCUAAAUCGACCCAACUUCGCAUGUCACAUUUCCUCACAUCCUCUCCAAGUUCCGGCCGCGGAACACCAUCAUUACAACGUGGCGAUAGCUCCAAAAGCGAUACAAAUGAAGGACUAUUUCUAGAAGAUAGGAAAGGACUCGCAAAACUUCAGCAGAAUGGUGCAAAUAGCGAAACGAAAUCAAGGGCCCGAUCACGAACACCAGAUGACUUUUGGGGCGAAACCAAUGUGACACGAUAUAACGAGAAUAACUCUGCAGCAAAGCGCCGCAAAACGGAUGAAGCCAUUGAUUUGACCGAUAAUAGACAAGCGGAUGAUGAGAAGAAACCGCCAAAGGCUGUUGCACCCAGAAAGGCGACUAGUGGCCCUUUUAUCGACGAAUCAGACAGCGAAUACGAGGACGACAUGGACGCAUAUCGAGAAAUUAAAGAUCAAGAGUUCCCUGAAGACAACCCGGAACCUACAAAAUCACCAAUCAGUGGCGACCACGCCGAGGUUUCAUCUGCCGAAUCUGCGCAGCCGCCAUUGGUAAGAGACACGAAUUAUGCCGAUAAUGAAGACGAAAAUUUUGACGACGAGGGAGAAGAUGAACUUGUAGGGGAGGAAUUUCAAGACUUGCCGUGGGGAAAUGAGGAAGCAAGUUUAGAAGCGGCACUAGAGGAUGUCACGGAUGCAAUAAGUCCCGCGGAGGCAGAGGGGAUAUCCGGCAUCGCUGAUCUUAUCUGUCCGGCAUGCCAGGGACGACUGGCCGGGCUUGAUGAACGACAACGAAAUAUACACGUGAAUGAUUGUUUGGAUGGGAAGUCUAGUUCCAUAACGUUACUUGAGUCGAUCUCAAGCGAGAUUUCACCGAAAGAGAUUGCACAGACGCCAAUACCUAAACCGAUAAGCGUGAAUGCAGGAUUAACACGGACUGAACGAGCUGCUGUCGCGCGACCUGCCCAACGCCAUCCCUAUCCACAAAACAAUGCCGGCAACCGAACGGCUUUUUCAAAAAUGAUGGCAGGGAAUGCUGAAGAUACAGCGUGGGCGGAUGCGGCAGCGCAAGAGGUAUCUUCUCGCGGGAAGCAGGCAUAUCAACGGACUUGUCCUUUUUACAAGAUCAUGCCAGGGUUUUCAAUCACCGUGGAUGCCUUUCGCUACGGAGCUGUUGAAGGAUGUAAUGCCUACUUUCUCAGCCACUUCCACAGCGAUCACUACAUCGGCCUGAGCAAGUCCUGGUGUCACGGUCCUAUCUAUUGCAGUCGACCUACGGGUAAUCUUGUCCGGCAACAGCUCCGAGUAGACCCCAAGUGGGUCAUCGAUCUCGAGUUUGAGACCACCACUGAAGUGCCGAACACGGGCGGCGUGCAGGUUACUAUGAUUCAUGCGAAUCACUGUCCAGGAAGUUCUUUGUUUCUCUUUGAGAAGAGCUUCGGAAAUGGACCGAAUCCUCGUCGACAGCGUAUACUUCACUGUGGUGAUUUCCGUGCAUCCCCAGAUCAUAUACGGCAUCCUCUACUAUGUCCCAACCCAAUUAAUUCAACUACUGGCCAGCCGAGGCACCAGCGACUCGAUCAGUGUUAUCUAGACACAACUUAUCUCAGUCCGAAGUAUGCUUUUCCAAGCCAGGCAGAUGUCAUUACGGCAUGCUCCGAACUCUGUGUACGUUUGAACGAAGAGGCAGGGGUGGGCCUGGAUCUGGGAAAGGCAACUGGUGGUCUUAUGAGCAAGUUCCUAUCAUCAGUGACAGGAAAUGACCGGCCAAAAGAGACAUCUCAAGCCGGUGGUCGUCUAUUGGUAGUCAUUGGGACAUACAGUAUUGGCAAAGAGCGGAUCUGCAUAGGCGUUGCACGCGCUCUGGGAUCUAAGAUUUUCGCACCACCUGCCAAACAACGCAUUUGCGCUUGCCUUGAAGACCCAGAGCUCACUGCACUGUUAACCACGGACCCGAAAGAAGCCCAGGUGCACAUGCAGACGCUAUUUGAGAUCCGAGCAGAGACUUUGGCCGACUACCUGGAUUCCAUGAAACCACACUUUACACGAGUUGUGGGGUUUCGGCCAACCGGAUGGUCCUAUCGGCCCCCCGCGGGGCGAAUGUUGGAGAACCCGCCCGUACCGACCGUUCUGCGUGGCGAACACUGGCGGACACCGUUCACGGUAGAGCAUCUAACACCCCAGCGGGGGAGCACGCGAGAAAGUGCCUGUUUUGGUGUGCCGUAUAGUGAGCACAGUUCAUUCCGUGAACUUACCAUGUUUUGCUGUGCACUCCGGAUUGGACGAGUCAUCCCCACUGUAAAUGUGGGGAGUCAGAAGAGUCGGGAUAAUAUGAAAGCUUGGAUGGAACGAUGGGAGGGAGAAAAGAAGCGAAACGGACUAUUUCCCGUAGAAGACUGGUGA
Penicillium longicatenatum is the source of this 2490-nucleotide messenger RNA. Its product is annotated as DNA cross-link repair protein PSO2. The transcript is spliced from 2 exons. NCBI's taxonomy places the organism in Eukaryota, Fungi, Ascomycota, Eurotiomycetes, Eurotiales, Aspergillaceae. The record is from RefSeq and is a predicted model, not a curated record. Gene Ontology annotation, biological process: interstrand cross-link repair; protection from non-homologous end joining at telomere; double-strand break repair via nonhomologous end joining. The coding region runs from base 1 to 2490 and encodes 829 amino acids. Gene Ontology annotation, molecular function: 5'-3' DNA exonuclease activity; damaged DNA binding.